Brassicogethes aeneus is the source of this 1679-nucleotide messenger RNA. The record is from the annotation of a GenBank genome assembly. NCBI's taxonomy places the organism in Eukaryota, Metazoa, Arthropoda, Insecta, Coleoptera, Nitidulidae.
AUGGUUUUACAUAACAAUACCGUAAAGCAUUCCAUCAAAUUAGAACCAAAAGAUGAAGUCCCCCAAAGCAUGACUAAUGAAAAACAAAACACAUACAAUUGUGAGUCGUGCGCAUUUAGUACAACAAAAUUUCAAAAAUAUUUAUCCCAUACUAUAUUUUGUAAAUAUCCUAGAACACCGACUAAAGUAAACCAUACCCUUUGUCCGUACUGUAACUUAAAGGUAAACUCGGACCUGGCAUUGGAAUCGCAUGUGUUUAGUAAACAUAAGGAACUUAAUGAUGUAAAAGAGGAAGUUGAACUCACAGAAUUUAAAUGCAACAAAUGUUCAUAUAAAACGAGUAAACUGGAGGAAUAUAUUGUGCAUUACGGAACACACAAAAAUUGUCCUUAUUGUGGAAAACAAUUUAUAUCGACAAAAGGUUUGCAAGGACAUGUGCUUGGCAAACACAAAAUACAAAAUGAUGUUGAGAAUAAAUUUGCUCUUAUUUAUAAAACAUACGAGAACUAUUCCAUUGGAUUAGAACCAGAGGAAAACUUGGUUAAUGAAAAACAAAAUAAUUCUCAAAAAUUAAUAAAUAUGAAUAUAAGCGAUUGUCCAUACUGCAGCUUUAAAGCCCAUUCUAAUUUUUCGUUGCAAGGGCAUGUGUAUAGUAAACAUAGGGAACUCAAUGGUGUUGAAAUGAAGGUUAAACUUACUUACAAAAUAUUAACUUGUAAAAACUGUACAUUCGCUUCAAUACGACCUACUUCGUAUACAAUUCAUAGAAAAACGUGUUUAAGUCCACGUGAAACAUGUCCUUAUUGUGAAAAAAAAUUUAGAUCGCCAAAAAAUUUGCAAGGACAUGUGCUUAGUAAACAUAAAAACCAAAAUAAUGUAGAGAAGAAAUUGGCAAUUUCUUAUAAAACAUACAAGGAACAUUUCAUCAACUUAGAAACAACACAUGAAGAACUUCGUAGCAUGGAUAGUGAAAAGCAAAAAACAUACAAUUGUAAAAUGUGUGAUUUUUUUACGACAGAAUUUCAAAAAUAUUUAUCCCAUACAAUAUUUUGCAAAUACCCCAGAAAACCGCUUAUAGUAGAGUGUCCGUACUGUUACUUGCAGAUAAACUCGGAUCCGGAAUUACAAGCGCAUGCGCUUGCCAAACACAAGGAACAAAACGAAAUUGAAAAGAAAAUUAAUAUUAAAACAAAAGCAUUUUCAACUACCUCCAAAUUCAUCCCAAAUAUAAAAUGUUUACUGUGCCCUUUUGAAACAAAAAACAGAAAAGAAUAUAUUUUGCACCAUAAAAAGCAUGUUGAGAAAAACUUAAGAUGCCCGUAUUGUUUCCUGAAAACAAAUAAGGGUCGUGAGUUGCAACGUCAUGUUUUUUCCAAUCACAGGCAACAAAAUGAAAUUGAAAAGAAAGUCGAAACUUCCGUCACCUCAUUAAAUUGUAAAAAAUGCGGUUUCAAUACAGUAAGAAACGAUGCUUAUGCAACGCACCUUAAGUUGUGCAAUGAAACAAAGGAACGUCAAUUCCAUUUACCAACACAUACAUAUAAGGGUUCAAAAAGAAAAUCAGAUUUUCCAACGGGCCACACCUGAAAUACAGUUGGUACUACUAAUUUGGUGAUUUCUUUAUCACAGGCCCACAAAAUAGUAUAUUAAAGAACUAAUGUCAUAAGACGUCAUUUUGU